Coregonus clupeaformis (lake whitefish) is the source of this 2425-nucleotide messenger RNA. Its product is annotated as germ cell-specific gene 1-like protein. NCBI's taxonomy places the organism in Eukaryota, Metazoa, Chordata, Actinopteri, Salmoniformes, Salmonidae. The record is from RefSeq and is a predicted model, not a curated record. The transcript has 5 exons. The coding region runs from base 297 to 1268 and encodes 323 amino acids. Gene Ontology annotation, cellular component: plasma membrane.
CUGAGCAUCUCACUGUAGCUGCGUCUCUCCUUGGACAUUGUCUUUCCCUCAACACGCCUGCCAAAGAUGUCACUGUCCGACGCAGAUAGAAACACGAUAACAUGACGGGGAACCCAACCAUCUACCUUCCCAGAUCCUAUCUUCUCUGAGCACCGUUUACAAACUAUCCACGCCUCCAUCCCUUUCCUCGGCAAUGUUUCGUUUCAUUCUUCCAUUACACAACCAGGCGGUCUGUAAUUAAUGAACUUUUCGCGCCGCUGUGCAACAGUUCGUCAGCUCCCAGCGCGCGGAAGACAAUGAAGACCACGCGGAAAUGCCGCGCGUUGCUCUCGGUUGGACUCAACCUGGUCGCGCUUUUUUUUUCCACCACCGCGUUCAUUACGACCUACUGGUGCGAGGGCACUCAGCGCGUACCCAAGCCCAGCUGCAGCAAGCAGCGGCGGCACAACUGCAUCGACUACGGCGUGAACGAGACAGACAAGAGCAAGGUCCACUACAGCUGGGACACCGGAGACGAUCGCUUUCUGUUCCGCCGUUUCCACACCGGGAUCUGGUACUCCUGCGAGGAGAACAUUCACGGUCCAGGUGAAAAGUGUCGUAGCUUCAUUGAUCUGGCUCCGGCCUCAGAGAGAGGGGUCCUGUGGUUGUCGGUGGUAUCAGAGAUACUCUACAUCAUGUUGUUGGUGGUUGGGUUCAGUCUCAUGUGUCUGGAGCUCUUCCAUUCCAGCAACGUCAUCGACGGACUUAAACUCAACGCCUUCGCUGCUGUCUUCACCGUGCUCUCAGGUCUGCUAGGCAUGGUGGCUCACAUGAUGUACACCCAGGUGUUCCAGAUCACAGUGAGUCUAGGUCCUGAAGACUGGAGACCCCACUCCUGGGACUACGGCUGGUCCUUCUGCCUGGCGUGGGGCUCCUUCACCUGCUGCAUGGCAGCUUCCGUCACCACCCUCAACUCUUACACCAAGACGGUCAUCGAGUUCCGGCACAAGCGCAAACUGUUCGAGCAGGGUCUCAGGGAGGAGCAGAACUACCUCGACCAGGAUGCCUUCCACUACUUCAGGGACCGCUCCCUCCAGUCCAUCUCCAGCUCCAUGGAGGUCUACCCUGGGCACGGGGGAGGAAGGCUGCCUGGGGGUCCUGGAGGUGUUGGGGGAGGCCUGGUGGGGUCCGGGCUGCUUGGAGUACCAGGGAAAGGGAAGAUGAGUGGGCACUCAGGUUCCAUCGACCUGGGAGAGAACUCGGAGUCCCUGGGGGAGGAACAGUGCUGAGAGAGAGGGGGAGAGGGUUGUGAAAUUCCAGUAACCUUCCAAAAAUGCCAAGUUUUUCCCGGAAAUCCUGGUUGUAAAGCUCUGGGAAUCAGAAGGGGACGAUGAGCAGCACAUUGGGAAUAUUCCAACCAGGAUUUCUGGAAAACCUGGGAAUUUUAGGAAAAGUGACCAGAAUUGUACAAUCCUAGUGUUGGGAAGUUGGUGAAGUUUGUGAAGAAGAUGCUGAUCUUGGGUUAGGAGAGGUGUAUAUAGUGUAAUGCUUUGGUCUGAAGAAGUAGUCCGCUAUCCUGUACAUAUGUGGACAGGGCGUCGUGUGACACGGACAAUGAUGAGAUAGAUGGAGUUAUGUGGACAGGGUGGCAGGUGGAGCGUUGAUGAGAUAGACGGAGUUAUGUGGACAGGGUGGCAGGUGGAGCGAUGAUGAGAUAGAUGGAGUUAUGUGGACAGGGUGGCAGGUGGAGCGAUGAUGAGAUAGAUGGAGUUAUGUAGACAGGGUGGCAGGUGGAGCGAUGAUGAGAUAGACGGAGUUAUGUGGACAGGGUGGCAGGUGGAGCGAUGAUGAGAUAGAUGGAGUUAUGUGGACAGGGUGGCAGGGGGAGCGUUGAUGAGAUAGAUGGAGUUAUGUGGACAGGGUGGCAGGUGGAGCGUUGAUGAGAUAGAUGGAGUUAUGUGGACAGGGUGGCAGGGGGGAGCGUUGAUGAGAUAGAUGGAGUUAUGUGGACAGGGUGGCAGGGGGAGCGUUGAUGAGAUAGAUGGAGUUAUGUGGACAGGGUGGCAGGUGGAGCGAUGAUGAGAUAGACGGAGUUAUGUGGACAGGGUGGCAGGGGGAGCGUUGAUGAGAUAGAUGGAGUUAUGUGGACAGGGUGGCAGGUGGAGCGAUGAUGAGAUAGAUGGAGUUAUGUAAAGUCUCAAAUGACAGCCUAUUCUUCAUGUACUUCAGGCUCUGGUCAAACGUAGUGCCCUACAAACAUAGUGCCCUACAAAAGUAGUGCCCUACAUUAGAGAUUCAAUCCAAUGUGGAGAUGGAACCAGACAGCUCCUCCUCUUCCUGUUCAUCACAGGGGACGUGUCCCAAAAUGGCACAAUAUUCCCUAUGUAGUGUACUAGUUUUGUGACGCAUUGUGGUGGCAGCAUUAUGCUGUGGGGAUGUUUUUCAU